Molecule: messenger RNA, 963 nt
Organism: Daucus carota subsp. sativus
Lineage: Eukaryota; Viridiplantae; Streptophyta; Magnoliopsida; Apiales; Apiaceae
Product: ADP-ribosylation factor-like protein 8b
Exons: 6
Coding region: 186-740 (184 amino acids)
Biological process (GO): protein transport
Molecular function (GO): GTP binding; GTPase activity
Source: RefSeq, a predicted model, not a curated record
ACCCUUUGUCUCCUGUGCCAAUCAUUCAUUCGUUUUCCUCAUCUCAUCUUACUUGUAUACCGUAUACGUAUAGGAAAUAUAACUCGACACACAGAUAAAAAGAGGGUAGUUUUAAUUUUAAUAUUGCUGUAUAGAGGGAUCGAUCUGCAGAUCGCUCUCUCUUGAUUUUUCUUGAUUUUUCAACAAUGGGUUUAUGGGAAGCUCUUCUUAAUUGGCUCAGAAGCCUCUUUUUUAAGCAAGAGAUGGAGCUUUCUCUGAUAGGGCUUCAAAAUGCUGGAAAAACUUCACUUGUUAAUGUUGUUGCGACUGGUGGAUAUAGCGAAGACAUGAUUCCUACAGUUGGAUUUAAUAUGCGGAAGGUAACUAAAGGAAAUGUCACAAUCAAGUUGUGGGAUCUUGGAGGUCAACCCCGAUUCCGUAGCAUGUGGGAGAGAUAUUGUCGUGCAGUUUCUGCUAUAGUUUAUGUUGUUGAUGCUGCUGAUCCUGAUAACCUCAGUGUAUCCAAAAGCGAACUCCAUGAUUUGCUAAGCAAAGCAUCACUUGCUGGUAUCCCUCUGCUAGUGUUAGGAAACAAGAUUGAUAAAGCUGGAGCACUCUCUAAGCAGGCUUUGACAGAUCAGAUGGGGUUGAAAUCCAUUACUGAUAGAGAAGUAUGCUGCUACAUGAUCUCGUGCAAGAACUCGACCAACAUUGACUCAGUCAUUGAAUGGCUCGUUAAGCAUUCCAAAUCAAAGAGCUAAGCAAACUAGCCCAUCCAUCUGGGCAUUUGGGUUGUGACUUUCGAUAUUUCUGGAAGUUGAGGUUUUUGGGCUGUGUUGGUUAGAGUUGUUUGGAUUUGGCUUUGUUAUGUCUCUUCUACUUCCUUCUGAGCUGCUGUGUAUUGUAUGUACAUUUAAGAUGUUGACUUAUUAUACUUCCUGAUUGAUGAUGAUAUUUCAUUAGAUUGUCUGAUGGUUUUCUUGA